CGGGCCCCAUUGACCAGAAUCGCUCAAUUGCCUCUGCUCUGCCUCGCCGCUCCCCCAAGGCCGCCUGAGAAGCGCUCCAGCACGCCCAUCUGCAGCUUUUUCCAUGUCCAGCCGAACACCCGGGCUCGCGACGUUGAUCGCGCGCCCGCAAACGUCGUCGUCGCCCUCUGCUCUACGCCGCUCGUCAUGUCCCUACAGUAGCUUCGCCCUCUCGCGCCCCCGAACAAGUCAGAAUGCAGUGUCGCCGCCAUAUCACCACCCCUCGCGGCGGCGGCCCCAGUCGUCGUGGGCGGCGGCCGUCAACGUAGCGCAACAUGUGCGCUCGACACCGCCGCCCGAUGCGCCCAUCAAGAUGGAUCCCUUCCAGACGGUAGCCCGCGAAAUGAAGUUUCUCACAGGCAACAUACGGCAAUUGCUCGGGUCAGGCCACCCGACGCUCGACACGGUAGCAAAGUACUACACGCAGAGCGAGGGCAAGUACGUGCGGCCCAUGCUGGUGCUGCUGAUGAGUCGAGCCACGGCCCUGACGCCGCACCGGAACGUAGCAAGAGGCGACAUGGGAAUUGGCCGCCAGAGCGCAGACGCCAGCAUCACGUCACCGAGCAUCCUUGCCGACGACAACCCAGACACCAAUCCCAUCACCAGCAUACGGCACGACUCGGCAUACACGCCCGACGACAGCGACAUCCUCCCCUCGCAGCGCCGCCUAGCCGAGAUCACCGAGCUCAUCCACACAGCCAGCCUGCUCCACGACGAUGUCAUUGACCACUCCGUCUCGCGGCGGGCCGCGCCCUCUGCCAACGUCGAGUUUGGAAACAAGAUGGCGGUGCUCGCCGGCGACUUCUUGCUGGGCCGAGCCUCAGUAGCGCUAGCCCGCCUGCGCGACCCCGAGGUCACGGAGCUGCUCGCCACUGUCAUUGCCAACCUGGUCGAGGGCGAGUUCAUGCAGCUCAAGAACACGGCGCGCGACGAGAAGAACCCCGUCUGGACCGAAGACACCCUCACCUACUACCUCCAAAAAACAUAUCUCAAGUCGGCCUCGCUCAUCUCAAAGAGUUGUCGUGCUGCCGCUAUCCUCGGCGGCUCCACCCCUGAUGUCGUUGACGCCGCCUAUCUUUACGGAAAAAACCUUGGUCUCGCCUUUCAGCUCGUAGACGACAUGCUCGACUACACGGUUAGCGAGGCCGAGCUGGGUAAACCCGCUGGUGCAGACUUGGAACUCGGUCUUGCGACUGCGCCGCUAUUGUUUGCGUGGAAAGAAAAUCAGAGUUUGGGCAAGUUGGUUGGAAGGAAGUUCUCUCAGCAGGGAGAUGUGCAGCAGGCCCGCCAAAUCGUCUCCCAAAGCUCAGGCCUCGAACAAACACGUGCCUUGGCCCAGGAAUACGUCGACAAGGCCAUUGACGCCAUUUCCUUCUUCCCAGACUCGGAAGCUAAAACGGGUCUCCUGAAAAUGUGCACAAAGGUCAUGAAGAGGAGAAAGUAAAGUCAAUAAAAUCAAAAAAAAAUUAAAGACAAGAUGAUGAAAUUCAAAAAGAGAAAAAGAAAUGAUCGAGUUGAAAAAAAUGAUGCAUAGACAGAAAAAGGGUUUUACUGGUCCAAUCUUAAUACUUGAUCAUGAUGCAUUUCAUUCACUUGCUCCAUCUCUCUCUUUCUCUCUCACUAUCUUCUUUUUUCCCCAUCUUUUUUUGUUAGCAUGGAGGUGGAAGAUUAGUUGCAGGUAUAUCAUCUAGUCAAGUUUCUUCUUUUCUUUUUUCCUUUUUUUUUUCCAAACCCUCUUACUCUCUUUACUCUUUACCCUUCAAUCUUUCUUAAAUUCCUUGCUUCCUUGCUUCCUUCCUUCCUAACUCGACUCCAUUUAUUUAUUUAUUCAUUUUUUG
Messenger RNA from Exserohilum turcica Et28A, 1877 nucleotides. RefSeq lists its product as uncharacterized. The transcript has 2 exons. NCBI's taxonomy places the organism in Eukaryota, Fungi, Ascomycota, Dothideomycetes, Pleosporales, Pleosporaceae. Gene Ontology annotation, cellular component: transferase complex. Gene Ontology annotation, biological process: isoprenoid biosynthetic process; ubiquinone biosynthetic process. Gene Ontology annotation, molecular function: prenyltransferase activity. Bases 104 to 1483 code for a protein of 459 amino acids. The record is from RefSeq and is a predicted model, not a curated record.